GGCCGCCCCGCGCCGCCGCUCCCGGCGGAGGAGCAGCCUGCCGAGCCGGUGCGGAGGAGGGGGCAGCCCCCGGCAGGCGUCCCGACAUGCUGAAAGUCACCAUGCCUUCGUCCUCCUCCUCCUCCUCCUCCACCUCGUCCUCCGGCUCCUCGUCCGCCGGCCGCGCCGCCGGCGCCGCGCCCGACUACUGGAUCGACGGCUCCAACAAGGACACGCUGGCCCACUACUUCGAGCUGGAGUCCGAGCUGGGACGUGGGGCUACAUCCAUUGUCUACAGAUGCAGGCAGAAAGGGACCCAGAAACCUUACGCCGUCAAAAUGUUGAAGAAGACAGUAGACAAGAAAAUUGUCCGCACAGAAAUAGGAGUUCUACUUCGCCUUUCACAUCCAAACAUUAUAAAACUGAAGGAGAUAUUUGAGACCCCGACAGAAAUCAGUCUUGUUCUAGAAUUGGUCACUGGUGGAGAGCUGUUUGACAGGAUUGUGGAAAAGGGUUAUUACAGUGAACGCGAUGCUGCUGAUGCUGUUAAACAAAUCCUGGAGGCAGUUGCUUACCUGCAUGCAAAUGGGAUUGUGCAUCGUGACUUGAAGCCAGAGAAUCUGCUCUAUGCAACACCAGCACCAGAUGCACCAUUAAAAAUUGCUGAUUUUGGGCUUUCCAAGAUUGUGGAAGACCAAGUGACCAUGAAGACAGUUUGUGGAACUCCGGGGUACUGUGCACCAGAAAUCCUACGAGGAUGCGCCUAUGGCCCCGAGGUGGACAUGUGGUCGCUGGGGAUUAUCACCUACAUCCUACUUUGUGGCUUUGAACCAUUCUAUGAUGAAAGGGGAGAUCAGUACAUGUUUAAGAGGAUCCUGAACUGUGAAUAUGACUUUGUUUCCCCCUGGUGGGAUGAUGUGUCUCUGAAUGCUAAGGAUUUGGUCAAGAAGUUGAUUGUUUUGGACCCAAAGAAACGUCUCACCACUCUGCAGGCUUUGCAGCACCCAUGGGUCACAGGGAAGGCAGCAAACUUUGCACAUAUGGACAAUGCACAAAAGAAACUUCAAGAAUUCAAUGCUCGGCGUAAACUUAAGGCUGCAGUAAAAGCUGUGGUGGCCUCCACUCGCCUUGGCAGUGCAAGUGGUCACAGCGUUCAUGACAGCAACAAGCCCAGCCGCAACCCGUCUCCCGUCCACGACGGCCAGCCUGAAGAGAAACCCACUCAGGAAGCAGAAGCAGCUCCCGAAGAAAUGUCUUAG
Molecule: messenger RNA, 1238 nt
Organism: Rhea pennata
Lineage: Eukaryota; Metazoa; Chordata; Aves; Rheiformes; Rheidae
Gene: CAMK4
Product: calcium/calmodulin dependent protein kinase IV
Exons: 12
Coding region: 87-1238 (383 amino acids)
Biological process (GO): protein phosphorylation
Molecular function (GO): ATP binding; calcium/calmodulin-dependent protein kinase activity; calmodulin binding
Source: RefSeq, a predicted model, not a curated record